GCGUAUUCGUAUCGGCAAUGUAUAUUGUAUGGUACUGGCUGUAGACUAUAGCCGAAUGAAUUAAGUGGAUCAGGCAUUACUUUGAUAUUAAGUAAUACCAAUUGAUUUUUUUGUUUGACAAGGAAUUACAGCCGCGGAAGACGGAUGGCGGCACAGUGCUCGGAAGUGGACAUCAUUUCGCGCUCGGCAUGGGGCGCUCGAGUUGUCUCCGAGGAGGACAUGUUUGAUUACGCCAUGACACUGCCCGCCACCUGCAUGGUGUUCACGCAUUCGUAUGGCGCUGCCUGCUAUGAUGCCCGCAAUUGUUCCCUGAUCACUCAAGCCAUGCAGAUCUAUCAUAUGGACACCAACGAGAUUGCCGAUAUUGCAUACAACUUUUUGAUCGGCUCCGACGGAUCGGUACUCGAAGGGAGAGGCUGGCUUUACCGGCCAUCACUGCACCGCCAAUAUAACGCGUACAGUUUCGGCGUCGCAUUUAUUGGGAAAUACCCACCCUCUGGAGACGACUUCACCAAAAUGUCGUACAAGGCGGCUAUCUCCGCCAACGCCCUGAUACAAUGUGCUCGCUCACAGGGGUUUCUGCAACCAAACAAUCGUUUCGCGCUCCCGACGACAUUCCGCAUCAAUCCCAUUAUGCGAAACUACAUAAUGAAUCCCCAUUUACUGUUGCCGCCUCCCAUUUCGCCGUCACCACCCGCAGAGCCUCCAGCGUUUCGCGAUGGAUUCAUUGCCGGAUCAGUUAUGGCGCUGCUCAUCGGUGUGUGCCUAUUUGGUAUAGUGUACUGGCGAGGCAAACAGCAACGCAGGAGAUACAAGCAUUUUUGCCGCGCUGCUGAUUAUCGCAAGGAGCUUCUGCAAUCCGUCCCAUCGGAGCUUGUGGAUAACUUCAUGAUACCACAACGUGCAGUCGAUAUUAAAGAUGAACAUUUGGGAAGCGGUCGUGAUGGCCAUGUGUUUACGGGUGUCCUGCAGUCAAAAUAUCUGCGGCGUACCAACUGGUUAUCUAACACAACAGGGACAUCCGGCUCCUUUCUCGUGGCUGUAAAGAUGUUGCGCAGCUUAUCCAAAAACGGAGCAGCGGCAAGUGCCUUUCUGUCGGAAAUGACUGUCUUGAUGAAAGUUGGACCACAUCGUAACAUUGUCAACUUAGAGGGUAUUGUUUUGCAAGGUAAGCUUAUGGUGGUUUUGGAGCACUGCGCACUGCGAUCCUUAGAGAUCUAUUUGCAAACUACCCGAACCUCUACCGAAUCUGUGGAAUCCGGAUCACCUAGCCAGAAUUCCAUCUCACCGGAUGUCGAGAAGGAAAUGGUCAGUUUCGUUUACCAGAUUAGCCGGGGCAUGGAGUUCCUCGUCAGCAAAAGCAUAAUCCACCGCGACCUGGCCGCGCGAAAUGUGCUUCUGGAUGCGCAAAAAACGGCCAAGAUCGCCGAUUUUGGAAUGGCGAAGGAGCAACCCAUAUACACUUUAGAACGCGACAAAGUUCCUUUGCCCGUCCGCUGGUCAGCUCCUGAAUGCCUGCAGCCGAAUCGCGCCGUCUUUUCCACCGCUAGCGACGUGUGGUCCUUUGGGGUGGUUGUUUGGGAAAUCUACACGUUCGGUUCAGAGCCGUACGCUGCGGAAUUCCCGAACGGUAUCCUGUAUGAUCAGCUGCGCGAGUUCCUACGGCACGGCUCUCGUCUGAACCUUCCAGAAAUAUGCCCCGCCGAAAUACGUGAUAUUGCUAUUGGAUGCUGGGAGUUUGGACCGGAAAGGCGUCCAAGCUUUUCCACCAUUCGUCAUCGUGCGGAGGCUGUUUUGCCGGUGUCUGCCAAGGAUGUGUAUGUCGCUUGUGAUGUAGAUUGCUGUACGAAAAAUGAUCAAUCUGAAACAUUACGUGUGAUCAUGGACAGCGAAAUGCCGGUUAUUAAUGUUCAGUCGCUUUAAUGAAUAUUACGAGUAUUACGAAUAUGUACAGUCACUGUAUGCUUCACGUGCAAUGCUGAGGUGUGUUGCAUCACAUGCCUUCAGUAGCAGAGUUUGGUAAUGAACCUGUAUUGUUUUCGGCCAGGUUUAAAUUCCCAUACUGUGUAUGUGAAACACAGCAGGUGUAGGGGUUACCUGCUACCGUGAUGAAAUUAUUAUUAAACUAUUAUUUAAUGUUCCCCGCUUCCGGUGUCCACUAUCGGCGCUGACACCCGGGCUGUAGGCAGCUGGUACUCUCGUGAUCGGCUACGUGCGGUGACCGGGGGGCAGCGACAAGCCGACCGACCGAAGGUCGGCGGAAGAGAGACCAGUGCCCUGCGCAACCGAAUGCCCAAUUAUACCCCAAACAACAUCCAGGAUCAGACGCAAGGACUAACUCCAUCCGUUGGAAUUUGGAUACAGACAUAGGUGGCGAAACAGUUGUUUUUCCAGCGUUCCAGGCACCGGAUUUUAUUGUCAUUGCAUCCUCCAGUAGCUGAUGUUAUGGAGCCGCCGCUGCGGAAGCUUCGAGUUCCGUAACGAGGAUGUCAGACAAGAGACGCAGCAGGUCAUCCAGCGAUCGAUCAACGCUUUGACGAGUCAGACGAUUCAAGAGACUUUGUGACGGUGUCGGCGCUCAGUUGGAGGUCCUUGAGGAUCAGCG
Molecule: messenger RNA, 2605 nt
Organism: Paramacrobiotus metropolitanus
Lineage: Eukaryota; Metazoa; Tardigrada; Eutardigrada; Parachela; Macrobiotidae
Product: insulin-like growth factor 1 receptor
Exons: 10
Coding region: 145-1923 (592 amino acids)
Biological process (GO): positive regulation of kinase activity; protein phosphorylation; peptidoglycan catabolic process
Cellular component (GO): signaling receptor complex
Molecular function (GO): zinc ion binding; N-acetylmuramoyl-L-alanine amidase activity; transmembrane receptor protein tyrosine kinase activity
Source: RefSeq, a predicted model, not a curated record